This is a messenger RNA of Cantharellus anzutake, 2178 nucleotides long. RefSeq names its product carbamoyl-phosphate synthase L chain, ATP binding domain-containing protein. Gene Ontology annotation, molecular function: metal ion binding; methylcrotonoyl-CoA carboxylase activity; ATP binding. The record is from RefSeq and is a predicted model, not a curated record. Lineage: Eukaryota; Fungi; Basidiomycota; Agaricomycetes; Cantharellales; Hydnaceae. Gene Ontology annotation, cellular component: mitochondrion. Bases 1 to 2178 code for a protein of 725 amino acids. The transcript is spliced from 11 exons.
AUGCCAGCCCACAAGUCGCAUGAACCGAAACCACUAUUCGACAAGAUUCUCAUCGCUAACCGGGGGGAGAUAGCAUGUAGAGUGAUACGGACGGCGAAGAAGCUUGGUAUUAAGACUGUCGCUGUGUACUCUGAGGUUGACAGUGACGCCAUGCACGUCCACAUGGCCGACGAAGCGUAUUGCGUUGGACCGGCACCCUCUGCAGAAAGUUAUUUGCGGAUGGAUAAAGUAGUGGAAAUAGCACGAAAAUCUGGAGCACAGGUAAUACCGAUAUAUGGUUUUCUCAGCGAAAACGCGAAAUUUGCACAGCUCCUUGCAUCCGAAGGAAUCGUUUUUAUUGGACCCCCUUCGUCCGCCAUAAUGAGCAUGGGCUCGAAGAGCGAGUCAAAAGAAAUCAUGACAAAAGCUGGCGUACCAUGCGUUCCCGGCUAUCAUGGUACCGACCAGUCUUCCUCCAAUCUCCUUGCCCAAGCGGAGUCUAUUGGCUUCCCCGUCCUUAUUAAGGCCGUUCUAGGCGGUGGAGGGAAAGGGAUGCGCAUUGUGUACUCUGCCGAGGAGUUUAACCAAGCUCUCGAAUCAGCUAAGCGUGAGGCCAUGAAGUCUUUCUCGGAUGACAGUGUGUUGGUCGAGAAGUAUAUCGUAAGGCCGAGGCACAUUGAAGUGCAAAUCUUUGGUGACCAGUUCGGGAAUGUUGUGGGACUGUGGGAGCGUGACUGUAGCGUCCAACGACGGCAUCAAAAAAUUAUAGAAGAGGCCCCUGCCCCGGGGUUGGAUGAGAAGAUCCGAGCAGAUCUCAUCGGUAAGGCAGUAGCGGCCGCCAAGGCAGUCAACUACGUGGGUGCUGGGACGGUGGAAUUCAUCUUUGACAAUGACACAUCACAGUUCUACUUCAUGGAAAUGAAUACUCGACUUCAAGUUGAGCACCCAGUAACAGAGAUGAUUACCAGGCAAGACCUUGUACAAUGGCAACUUGAAGUUGCGUCUGGGAAUCCACUACCUUUAUCCCAAAGCGAGAUCCCUAGGAUUGGACAUGCUUUUGAGGCACGAAUAUACGCCGAGAAUCCGCGGAACAACUUUCUACCAGACGUUGGUCCAUUGCUAUACCUCUCCACACCCCCUCCAUCACCUUCGCUGCGUCUAGAGGAAGGUUUCCGGCAAGGCUCCAACAUUGAAGUUUUCUAUGACCCCCUUAUCAGCAAGCUUGUAGCGCACGGGCGUAAUCGAACCGAAGCUCUGCGAGUCCUUGGUAAAGCUUUAGAAGAAUACCACGUUGUUGGACUGUCUACCAAUAUUGAGUUCUUGCGAACCCUCGCCAGUAACCCCAACUUCAUUGCAGGGGAAGUCGAGACAGGUUUUAUUGAGAAACAUCGCGAUGCUCUAUUCCCGCCCCCCGCACCGCCGACCGCCGAAACCCUCACCCAAGCAGCUCUUUAUGUCACACUCAAGGAGGCUUUUGCCGGUGCUUCAUCUUCGGGCGAGAAUCCGUCACCGUGGAGUACAUUGCAAUUCCGUCGUUUUGGGGGCGACCUCUCGUCUCAAGAAUUUGUAUUCCAGCAUGAAACAGUGCCCGGCAUGCGAGGCCGGCAUGCUGCCGUAACGUCGACGUCUACGGUGCAAGUAGUUGCGCACCCAGCCACUUCGUCCAGCCCCCAGACGUUCGACAUCCUUGUAAAAACAGUAUCAGACGCCGGAAGUGAAACCAUGAAAACUGCCAUUUCCGCUGUCACAGCGAGGAUCACUGGGCCAAACGAGAUCACUACAUUGCUAAACAACUCCAAAAUUGUGACGACUGUUGUGCCUCAAGCUGCACCAAACCCGCAAGUCCCGCCUUCUCAAUCAAAUUCGGAAAGAUUACAUGUCUUCCACGGAGGCGAGAGAAUCACUCUCGUGCGCCCACCACCAAGCUGGCUGUCGUCGCUUGCAGAUGAUAUCCUAGGUGACGCAAGGAGUAAGGGCAUCACGGCGCCCAUGCCAUCUGUGGUCGUCGACAUACGAGUACAGGUCGGUGAGCAAGUGAAGAAAGGACAAGCUGUCGUUAUCCUCGAGAGUAUGAAGACGGAGACAGUCCUAAGGGCGGAAAAGGAUGGGAAGCUUAAGUCCAUUGCUUGCUCUAAGGGCGAGAUGGUGGGGGAAGGGCAACAAUUGGUGAUGUUCGAAGAGGAAGAUAGCGCCGAGUAG